GACCGAGGCAACCGGCAAUGGAAGCGGACAGCAACAGCUCUUCUGGGAGCUUCAUUCUGAUGGGCAUAUCUGACCAUCCCCAGCUGGAGAGCAUCUUCUUCGUAGUCAUCCUCUCCUCCUACCUGUUGACCGUGGCCGGGAACUCAACCAUCAUCCUGCUUUCCCGCCUCGAUGCGCGGCUCCACACACCCAUGUACUUCUUCCUCAGCAACCUCUCUUCCCUGGACCUUGCCUUUACUACCAGUUCAGUCCCCCAAAUGCUGAAAAACUUAUGGGGGCCAGACAAGACGAUCAGCUAUGGUGGGUGUGUAACUCAGCUGUACGUUUUCCUUUGGCUGGGGGCUACCGAGUGCAUACUGCUCGUGGUGAUGGCCUUUGACCGCUACGUGGCAGUUUGCCGGCCCCUGCGCUACAUGAGCAUCAUGAAUCCCCGGCUCUGCUGGCUGCUGGCCGCUAUCAGCUGGUUGGGCGGCCUAGGCAACUCCGUGAUUCAGUCAACAUUCACUCUGCAGCUCCCAUUCUGUGGACACCGGAAGGUGGACAACUUCUUGUGUGAGGUGCCCGCCAUGAUUAAAUUGGCCUGUGGGGACACGAGUCUCAACGAGGCCGUGCUCAAUGGUGUCUGCACCUUCUUCACUGCCGUCCCACUGAGCAUUAUCCUGAUCUCCUACUGUUUCAUUGCUCAGGCAGUGAUGAAGAUCCGCUCCGUCGAGGGACGCCGGAAGGCCUUCAAUACGUGCCUUUCCCAUUUGGUGGUGGUGUUCCUCUUCUAUGGCUCGGCUAUCUAUGGCUAUCUGCUGCCAGCUAAGAGCAGUAAUCAGGACCAAGGAAAAUUCAUUUCUCUCUUCUACUCUGUGGUCACACCCAUGGUAAAUCCUCUCAUCUAUACUCUAAGGAACAAAGAAGUGAAGGGGGCGCUGGGAAGAUUGCUGGGGAAAGGAAGAGAAGCCAGCUGA
Psammomys obesus (fat sand rat) is the source of this 956-nucleotide messenger RNA. RefSeq names its product olfactory receptor 15. Gene Ontology annotation, molecular function: G protein-coupled receptor activity; olfactory receptor activity. The transcript has a single exon. The record is from RefSeq and is a predicted model, not a curated record. Gene Ontology annotation, biological process: G protein-coupled receptor signaling pathway. Gene Ontology annotation, cellular component: membrane. NCBI's taxonomy places the organism in Eukaryota, Metazoa, Chordata, Mammalia, Rodentia, Muridae. Bases 18 to 956 code for a protein of 312 amino acids.